Molecule: messenger RNA, 2421 nt
Organism: Chaetomium strumarium
Lineage: Eukaryota; Fungi; Ascomycota; Sordariomycetes; Sordariales; Chaetomiaceae
Product: P-loop containing nucleoside triphosphate hydrolase protein
Exons: 3
Coding region: 1-2421 (806 amino acids)
Cellular component (GO): cytoplasm; membrane; microtubule
Molecular function (GO): GTPase activity; microtubule binding; GTP binding
Source: RefSeq, a predicted model, not a curated record
AUGGGCGAUGAUCUUGCCGUUGUCUCGGCGAGCCUGUUCGACGAGAUGCAGGUUAGGCUCUUCGAUUCGAUGAGUCGGCUCCAGCAGUUGCGUAUCGACACGCCUCAGCUCGUCGUGGUCGGCUCGCAGAGCAGUGGCAAGAGCUCCGUCCUCGAAGCCCUGGUCAGAUUCCACUUCCCAGUGGAUGGUGCCAAACCCACCACGAGGUUCCCCAUCAAACUGGUUUUGCGGAAGGCCGACGAAGAGAUGACCCGGGUCCGGAUUGAGCUGCAGAGUGAAACGUCGCGUUCCGAAGCAGAGAAAUUGCGCCUUCGCCGCUUGGCUGAAGAUCUCUCUGGUGACCGCUUCGAUCGCAUCAUCGAGAAGGCCAAGGCCAACCUCUGUGUGGCUUCCCCGGACACCCCAGGCGAAGCUGGUGACAAGGUGCGGACAUUUUGCGACGACGUCUUGGUCAUUGAGCGGUAUGGCCCGUUGCUGCCUAAACUGGACCUCGUCGACCUCCCCGGACUUUUCGACGCGGAGAGCACAGGGCAGACCCUAGAGGAUGCAAAAAUGGUCAGAGACAUGGUGUGCAGAUACAUCAAGUCACCGAUGAACAUCAUCCUGCUCGUUGUCUCGGCCGAACACGACUAUUCCAAUGUCCGUGGCCUGGGGACCCUCCAAUGGAUGCGGAAGGAAGACCCCACCCUCGAGAAGAGAGUUGUCUGCGUCAUUACGCGCCCAGACAAGACCGGUCUCCUACAAGAGACCCUGAGAGUCCUUGGCAAGCAGAAUCCGUUUGCCCAGUCUUUCGCUCGUCCAUGGCACGUCCUCCGCAACCAAGACCAGGAGGCGAGGAGGAAGCACCAGGCCCUUGAUGAAAGGGACCGCAUUGAGCAGCAGUUCUUCCGCCAGAAGGACUGGGAGGCCGUGCCCCCAAGUCAAAAAGGAAUCGGUGCCCUCCGAGAGACUCUUAAGUCUAUGAUCUGGACCCACACACGAGAUCAACUCCCUGAGGUCAUCUCCAUGGUCAAGGCUGAGAUCAAGGGAGCCGAGGAUCAGCUGCGUUCUGCCUUUGAUGCGAGAGCAACGCCCGAGGCCCGUCGAAACUAUCUGAGCGGUGUCGCCGAAAUGUUUGCCCUUUUGACCAGGGAGGCAGUCCAGGGUACCUUCAAGAACAAAAGAUGCGAGAAGGACCACAGAAUCGACGAGCCGUGCCGAGAAUGCAACGGCUUUUUUGCCCCAUACGGGGACAACACGUUGGAAAGCCAGCAAAAGCGACUGCGGGCAAACGUCCGAGCUCUGAACCGAGCGUUCGCGGCGGCCAUGCGCCAAUACGGCAGGACGACGAUUGAAAUUGGAGACGGGGGAGCGCCCACAGGGACAAACCAGCCGCUGGACCAGCUGUGGCAGCAAGACGGCGACGGAGAGAUGGCUUCCCAACUGCACCGCCACGCUCAGUAUUAUGUCCAUGACAAGCCCGAGACCAAGAGCCGGAAGGAGUAUGAAAAAUGGGUUUGCGCCAACACAGACCGCUGGAAGUCGCUGGAGCCCGGGAGAGAGGCGAGCGACGGCGCUUACUGGGGACUGUUCGCGUACCAAGCGGCGAAGUGGAAAAGAAUUGCGACCCAGCAUGUGAAGGCGGUCUGGCUGGUGGUGGAGGAGUUCAUUGAACUUGCAUUGGCGGCUUCGUGUCAGGACAAAGACGUUCUCGACGCAUUGCGGCGCGAACUCGUGGACAUAAACCUCAACGACGUUCAAGUGAAAGCCGACCGCACCUUGCGCGACCUCGUCAGCUGCCACGGCGAGGCCAACCCGGGCUUUUACGACAGCCUUGCCGACGCCCGUGCAAUGCGCGAGCACGCCGAAGCAUUCCUCCAGCGGCUGGCCAUGAUAAGCCCGGAUCGAGAGGCGAUAUUGACCCUUGCGCUGGAGAAUGCCAUCGGCAUACUCGGCAACGGCUACCCUAUCCUCAGCAACCCCCUGGUUCGGAAGUCAGUCGUUCCCAUCAUAGCUCACCACAUCUCCGCGGCAUUUGAGCCGAACAGCGACUCCGGCACCAAAGAAAAGCCGAAGCGCACCGAGACAAACGCACAAAAAGGGGUCCACAGCCUGUUUCCUGUCGAUUCCGGGACCCUCAUCCCAGCCAAUGUCAUCAGCCAGGUGGAAAUGCAUUAUGAGGCAAUCCAAACCUCUUUCGUAGGCUACGUGGCCUCCCUCGUCGUCGAGCAGAGGAUCAUGGGGCAGCUCCCCGAGGCUAUCCUCACCGAGAAGAUCGUCCGAGACAUGAAGAAGGAGAAAGUCGACAAGAUUGCCGGUGAAAGGCCGCAAGAUGCAGAGAAACGCAAGAGAGUCGAGGGGGACUUGAAGACUAUGCGCGAGGUGCUGCAGGCGAUCGAGGAGUACCGGAGGGCAAGCUGGCCCGCCACUGGCACGCCUUGA